AUGACUGAUCCCGCAAAAGUUGUAAAGUAUUCUGACAUGUUGAGGAUCAUUCACGAGCCGGAGAAAGUAAUCGUGGAUGUUCGUAACCCCGAAGAGUUGAAGGAAACUGGAAAAAUACCUUCCAGUAUGAACAUACCAUUGGGAAAUUUACGCGAUGCCUUAUCAAUGUCUGAAGCAGACUUUAAGAAACAAUAUUUACGAGAGAAACCGACGCAAUCAACGGACAUCAUAUUUUAUUGUAAAUCGGGAGUAAGAGCGUCAAAUGCACGUGAUCAGGCCCUGGAGUUAGGAUACUCAAAAUCAAAAACUUAUAUUGGCAGCUGGACGGAUUGGUCAAACCACUGA
Molecule: messenger RNA, 345 nt
Organism: Leptosia nina
Lineage: Eukaryota; Metazoa; Arthropoda; Insecta; Lepidoptera; Pieridae
Source: the annotation of a GenBank genome assembly